AUGGAUUUACCUGGACUAAUACAUGAUUUUCUUUUAGUCUUUCUGGGAUUGGGUCUUAUAUUAGGGGGUCUGGGAGUAGUAUUACUUCCCAAUCCUAUUUAUUCUGCCUUUUCGUUGGGAUUGGUUUUUGUUUGUAUAUCUUUAUUCUAUAUUCUAUCAAACUCCCAUUUUGUAGCUGCUGCGCAGCUCCUUAUUUACGUAGGAGCCAUAAAUGUUUUAAUAAUUUUUGCUGUGAUGUUUAUAAAUGGUUCAGAAUAUUCCAAAGAUUUCCAUCUUUGGACCGUUGGAGAUGGAAUAACUUCGGUGGUAUGUACAAGUCUUUUUGUUUCACUAAUUACUACUAUUCCAGAUACGUCAUGGUACGGAAUUAUUUGGACUACAAAAGCAAACCAGAUUAUAGAACAAGAUUUGAUAAGUAAUAGUCAACAAAUUGGGAUUCAUUUAUCAACAGAUUUUUUUCUUCCGUUUGAAUUCAUUUCAAUAAUUCUUUUAGUUGCGUUAAUCGGCGCAAUUGCUGUAGCUCGUCAAUAA
This is a messenger RNA of Lactuca sativa (garden lettuce), 531 nucleotides long. Lineage: Eukaryota; Viridiplantae; Streptophyta; Magnoliopsida; Asterales; Asteraceae. The record is from the annotation of a RefSeq genome assembly.